ACCCUAAAUCAAAAGACGAAACGCUUAAGCGCAAAUCCUCCUGAAACAGCGGAGAGAAACAGAGAGAGCGCAACCCAAAAGAAGUACAAAAAGAAGGGCUACGGCUUGGAGAUUCUCAGAGAUUGUGGUAAUGGAAGCUCAACCCCAGGUUAAAGCCACACUUCGGCUUGGUUCUGAAUUUUAUACGGUGAAUGCCAAAAAGGAUGGUGCUCUCUCUGAGCAGCUGUCUUCAAUGAAAGAAGAAAGCAUGAGCAUAUUGAGGGAAUUCAUCACCAAACACAAUGUUCCCAAUGAUGUCCCUGAUGAAUUGGUUGUGAGCUCUUCUGAAGACGAGGAAGAAGUACCCAAGAAGCCUAAUGUCAGGUCGAAGAAAGCAAAGAUAAAUUAGCACUAGCUCUGUAUUGCUCCAAAAAUAUGUAUGGAAUUUUUUUAGUGUUCAAGCUCUCCUUGGGUUAUUGAAUAUAAGGGUGAGUCAACUAUUUUAAACAUUGUGUUGACCAAAUGCUUUGUGGAAUAGAUUUGGAAAUGGUAAAGACCAAGUUUUGGAGCAUGGAAGUUUUUAAUUA
This is a messenger RNA of Theobroma cacao (cacao), 566 nucleotides long. RefSeq lists its product as uncharacterized. NCBI's taxonomy places the organism in Eukaryota, Viridiplantae, Streptophyta, Magnoliopsida, Malvales, Malvaceae. The record is from RefSeq and is a predicted model, not a curated record.